Messenger RNA from Plodia interpunctella (Indianmeal moth), 3455 nucleotides. Its product is annotated as peptidoglycan recognition protein-like. Gene Ontology annotation, biological process: peptidoglycan catabolic process. Lineage: Eukaryota; Metazoa; Arthropoda; Insecta; Lepidoptera; Pyralidae. The coding region runs from base 145 to 1032 and encodes 295 amino acids. The record is from RefSeq and is a predicted model, not a curated record. Gene Ontology annotation, molecular function: zinc ion binding; N-acetylmuramoyl-L-alanine amidase activity. The transcript is spliced from 3 exons.
GACUUGAUCCCUUCCGUAUGGAAAUAGCAAAAUUUGUGUAAGGCAACCACACUUGACAAUGCAAUGUGAAAAUUAUUUAUUCAUAGUCAGUUGUGCUAUCGCGGGCGGGCGAGUGUGACGCGUUUUGCUGUCCGAGUCAUUAUUAUGUGGCGAGAACGAAGUUCUGGGCGGUCGAGCGCCGGCUCCGAAGUGGGGAUGAUCGACCACCCUGCCUCCUCUCUGCGGAUGUCGGACAUACCCAACGUAGCUUCACUGAAUGUAACCAAUUCUCCCCAGUUCCAUCUGGGACCAAAGAUCUACAACGUCAACCAGACGAUUCACCAGAGCGAGGUCAUCAAAGGCCAACUCCUGGGCCUUGAGCUGGUGACGGCACAGUCCAGUCGGCGGCUGCGCUGUAGCGUAGCCGUAUUUGUAUGCUGGGCGUUCUUGGUGGCUGGCGUUUUAGCUUUCAUUGUCUUCUAUUUCGCGCUACAUAAGGAGCAAACCCGACUAGAUUUAGGUUUGAAUGAAGAGUGGUACCUCCGGCGCGGUGACUGGCAAGCCAUGCCUCCUUAUGCCGUAGAGUUCCUCCAGGAGCCUGUAAAGAACGUCAUCAUCGGCCACAGCGUCACCAAGUCCUGCACCGACAAGUACUCCUGCAUACAAACCGUGCUCAGCAUACAGCAAGACCACCUCAGGCGAGACUAUGCCGACAUAGGCCCCAACUACCUCAUCAGCGAAAAUGGUCUACUGUUUGAAGGCCGAGGCGCUAACGUAAAAGCAGCCAUGGUCAAGUUGUGGAACUCAAAAAGCAUUACAAUUAUGUUCCUUGGAAAUUACGUUCACGAUACAGCCCAACAAAUCCAAUUCGAUCAUGUAAAUAUUCUCCUUGAUAAACUCGUGAAGAAAAAAGUUUUGUAUCCGGAUUACGAUGUUUACGGACUUUGCCAACUUUCCACCUACGUAAUAAGUCCUGGCCCUGGAGUCAUGAAACAAAUGAGUCGCUUUUCACAUUGGAACCCAAUUGACGCUACAAAAUGUUUAUCCGAAUGAAUUUCCAUCGCAAUUUAUAUGGUAGAUUUUAGAUACGUUAGCCUAAACAUUACUGGAAGCACGGUUCCAGAUUCAUUUUAACAGUUUCUAGUUUUUGUAAUAGGAAGUCCGUGGAACUACACCAGCUGUGGUAAGGAAGUCUAUGCGUGAAUAGAUAGAAUAGCUAGGUAGUCUAGGUUUUUCAAUACGUCAAAAAUAAACACUUUAAUCGGGUCAAUUCAAAUAGAUAGAGCCUUGUUAUAUUAAAAAUUUGUAAGAGCUGUGGAUAUUUUCUUGCAAAUUAUUUCAGUUUAGGUAUUGGUUUAGUGGCUAUGAUUAGAUUCGUGCUUGUUGAUUGUUGCUCCGAGUUACCGAUUGAUUAUCCUUACUGCUAGGUAAGUAGGUACAUGUACGUCGUUUUAUUACUUAUUUAUUACUUACUAGCGGCCCGUCCCGGCUUCGCUCGGGUAAAAACAUAAUAAAUUAUAUCCCUAAACCUUCCUCAGGAAUACCUACCUAUUGGUGAAAACCGCAUGAAAAUUUUUGAAUUCAUCGCGGACAGACAGACGCCGUAGAGGACUUUGUUUUUAAUGUAUGUAGAUAAUUAUUUACAUACGCAUAUGCCUAGUAUGGCCUAUUCAUUUUUGUGUGAGAACUUAUAUUAUAAGAAUUAUGCAAUAAUUCAUUUGACAACAAACUUAUAAAAUUCUGUAAAUAUUUUGUUUCGAGUCCUAUAAUAGUACCACUCCCUAUCCCCUGUGUAUGUCGUACGAGGCGACUAAAGUUUAAUGGAAGGGCUAGACUAAAACUUAGGCGACACAGCAUUUCUAAUGAGGACUAACGUCAAGUUCAUUCAGGCCUAAAGACAGGGUCAAAAAUGUUUAAAUGUUUAUAUUUUACUUGGCUAUGUUCAUGAUUAUUAAUGUGAAUUUAUCCGUACCUGAUUUAUAUUUAUAUAGUCAUUAGAUUGUUUGUAUUGACAGGUAUACGUACAAACUAAAUUAAAAAUAAUAAACAGCCGAUUCCGAUUUGUUGGCAUCCUCUGAUCCUCUCAUUUGAAAAGAGCUGACGGUUUCCAAACGGCCAAACAUACAUUUUCCAAACAUAACUAAUAACACUUUCGAUUAAAGUCUCUUUCAAAUAAUCUAUCAAAAUCGGUACACGUUAAACAACUUCCAUCUGUCGUAUGGGACUAAAAAUAAUCGUUAUUGUAACAAAAUAUAUAUAUUUUUGCUUUUACAUUAAAGAUAACCAGAUUUUACCUUUAACAGUACCUCACUCUCAUCCAAUUUUGCCGCCAAUGCAUUGUUGUGUUCCGGUUUGAAGGAUGAGAGAGGCCAGUCUUAUUACAGGAUACUGUGGCAAAAAAUCCUAGGCCACAAAUAGAUUAUUUUUAUUGGUUUUCUAGGUUUAUAUUUAUUGAAGUAAAUGUAAUUUAAGUGCUCCACACAAUGCAUCAAGCAAACGUAAUGUUUAUGUUAUGUUUAUGUUAUGAGAUAAACAGCGUUUCAAUAUUUGAUAAGAACAUGCGUUGGACACUUGUUGUAAUUUAUAUUUUAAUCAAAUGAUUAGGUAAUAAUUAAUUAAAGAGUAAUAAUGUCAUACAUGUAUUAUAUUAUGUCUAAUGGAUAUUAAUGUAAGUAUAACAUACAUGCAACGGUGGUGGUCCAGGUCGCUUAGACGCCAACCAAAGGUCCAAGUUCGAAUUCUACUCGUGCCACAUGGUUUGUUUGCCAAUGUGACUCACUUUUUUCAUUUUCAUAGGCCACCAUUGACUUACGGUGAAUUAAAUCAUUGUGGGGAAACCUGCACACAGGUUGGCUAUUUAGUUCAAUAGUGCGUUUUCGAGUACUUUUCAUAAGACAAUCGGAAGUAUCCCUAAAAGUCAUGUCAUUUGUAUUUAGGCUUCUUGAAUAAGUCUGACACCUAUGUUAGCAACCAACAAACUUAAUAAGAAGAAUUUAAGCACAUAAAAAUAAAGGUAUAGAUUAAAAAUUAUUUAAGUAUAUAAGGUUUAAAACAACUACAAACUUAACUUUGUAAUAGUUCAAAAUAAGAUACUGAUUACACUGUAAAUAUAUUUUUUUAUUGAACGUCAAAAUUGUAAAUCAUAGGUAGUUGAUGAAUCUAUCUAUAAUGCCGCCAUUAUUAUGGGAACAAUGUUUCGGAUACUUAACUAGCGGACAGUCCCUGCUUCGCUCGUAAAUUCAUGAUAAAUUAUACCUUCCUCUUAAAUCGCUUUAUCUAUUUUAGAACCCGCAUUACAAUGCAUUGCGUAGUAGUAAUAAUACCUAGGGACAGACAGACAGCGGGAAAGGGAAGUAACUAUGUAUUCUAUGUAGUGUUUUAAUAAUAAGUAGUAAUAUAAUUAUAUAACAGUAACGAAUGUUAUUAAUUCGUUUUACUCAUGAAAGACUGAAUAAAUGUUUAUCUAUGUAUUGAAA